AUGCCCGUCUCCGUGUACAAAAAAUCAUCUCUGGACGUUUCUACGCUCCAACAUGUAAAAAAUGGCGUGCACCAGCGUGAUAUAUAUGGCAAUGAAGACGGUGGACCCCCUUUGACUAUCGGCAUAGUGUCCGUCACCAAGCACGACGGUGGAGCAACGGCCGGCAAGGCACCAUGCAGCGGAUAUAUCAUCGUCACAGAGGGUGAGAUAUCCGUGGAAGAUGUUGCCAAGGCUGGAGAUAUCUCAGUCUUGCAGCCUGGCGACGCUGUCCGCGUUGAUAAAGGUACAACCAUCACCUUGUCUUCCCCGACCUCGGGAAAAGGAUUUUACAUUACUCAACUUGGAUUUGGGAGUGACCUGAAGAAACAUCUUGUUUGA
Laccaria bicolor S238N-H82 is the source of this 378-nucleotide messenger RNA. RefSeq lists its product as uncharacterized. The record is from RefSeq and is a predicted model, not a curated record. The transcript has 4 exons. NCBI's taxonomy places the organism in Eukaryota, Fungi, Basidiomycota, Agaricomycetes, Agaricales, Hydnangiaceae. Bases 1 to 378 code for a protein of 125 amino acids.